CAAUCUUAUAAAUUCGCACAACUAAUUUAUAAUUUUUUUGCAAUUAGCUGAUGCAACAUCUUCCCGCAUGAUGCGUCUCAGCUGUAACAGUUGACUAAUUUAUUGAAAUAGAAUUAAAGUACUUAUCUCUUUUGAUGUGUCUUCAAACAGUUCUUUCCGGCCUUGUUCAGUCGCUCGUAAUCAGCCAGCGGUGACCGAUGUCACUAUGCUCACCGCCGCGAUAUUCGUUAUCAUUGUCGCUCUUGUUUAUUUGUAUUCAACUAGAACUUUCAGGUACUGGGAAAAAAGAGGUAUCAAACAUGAUAAGCCUAUGCCCUUCUUCGGCACCGAUUCAGAGGGAUAUCUACUCAGAAAAAGCAUAACCCAAACUGCUGUGGAUGCAUAUCUCAAAUACCCCAAUGAAAAAGUCGUCGGUUUCUUCAGAUCCUCAAGGCCUGAGCUAAUCAUUAGAGACCCGGAUAUUAUAAAACAAAUUCUAACAACAGACUUCGCGUAUUUCUAUCCAAGAGGACUGAAGCCACAUAAAAAGGUAAUUCAGCCGUUGAUGCGUAACCUGUUUUUCGCUGAUGGGGAUCUGUGGCGUCUACUACGUCAACGUAUGACACCUGCAUUUACGAGCGGGAAAUUGCGUGCCAUGUUUCCUCUGGUCGUGGAAAGAGCUGAAAGACUUCAAGCUCGGACCCUUAAGAUUGCUUCACAACCUCUAGAUGCUAGAGAACUAAUGGCACGUUACACGACAGAUUUCAUAGGCGCUUGCGGCUUUGGCCUCGAUGCAGACUCACUCAACGAUGAAGAUUCAGCAUUCAGAAAGCUUGGAGCGGCCAUUUUCAACAUAACUGUUCAGCGAGCAAUCGUGGCUGUCCUCAAACAGAUAUUCCCUAGGCUAUUCAAGCAUUUUAAGUACUCGUCGAAGUAUGAAACAGAUUUUGUGAGUUUGGUCAGUUCCAUAUUAAAACAAAGAAAUUACAAACCAUCUGGUCGAAACGAUUUUAUUGAUUUACUCUUAGAGUGUCAAAUGAAAGGAGAAAUCGUAGUAGAAUCUAUUGAGAAAAUGAAACCAGAUGGCACUCCUGAGAUCAUUAGAAUGGUGUUAACAGAACAAUUGCUAGCAGCUCAAGUAUUCGUCUUCUUUGCAGCUGGCUUUGAAACAUCGUCGUCUGCCACUAGCUUCACGCUCCAUCAACUUGCGUUCCAUCCUGAGAUCCAAGAGAAAGUGCAAAAAGAACUAGACCAGGUUCUCGCCAAAUAUAACAACAAGCUGUGCUACGAUGCAAUUAAAGAGAUGAGAUACUUGGAGAGUGCGUUUAAAGAAGCCAUGAGAAUGUUUCCGUCGCUCGGUUACUUGAUUAGGGAGUGCGCUCGUCAAUACACAUUCCCGGAGUUAAACUUGACUAUAGACGAAGGCGUAGGUAUAAUCAUACCUCUCCAGGCCUUGCACAAUGACCCAGAAUAUUUUGAUAGUCCGAAUGAAUUCCGACCAGAAAGAUUCAUGCCCUCUGAAUAUAAUCAUAACAAAACGAAAUUUGUCUACUUACCUUUUGGAGAUGGACCUCGUCGUUGCAUCGGUGCUCGCCUCGGCUUAAUGCAGUCCUUGGCAGGCUUGGCAGCUGUCUUGUCCAAGUUCACGGUGAAGCCAGCUCCAAGCACCAAGCGUCAUCCAGUCGUUGAACCCAAGUCCAGCGUCGUGCAGAGCAUCAAAGAUGGUCUGCCUCUUCUCUUCAUUGAAAGGACAAAGUCCUGAUAAUUAUUCGUUAACUUAAAAGCGUUUACUACGUGACACGU
Molecule: messenger RNA, 1782 nt
Organism: Bombyx mandarina (wild silkworm)
Lineage: Eukaryota; Metazoa; Arthropoda; Insecta; Lepidoptera; Bombycidae
Product: cytochrome P450 6B2-like
Molecular function (GO): iron ion binding; heme binding; oxidoreductase activity, acting on paired donors, with incorporation or reduction of molecular oxygen
Source: RefSeq, a predicted model, not a curated record